AUGCAAGACAACAGUUUAGAAUCUUCCACUUCAAUAUCUCAACUUCUGAGAGAGAGUUAUUUAGCUGAAACCAGACAUCCAGGGAACAGUGAAAGAAGUAGAUCAGAAGCAUCUCCCCAUACUUUCCAUUAUGGCAGUACUUCUGGGGCUUCAGAGGAAGUAGCUGGCCAAGAUGACCUUCCAGAUCUCUCUGCCUUUUUGAGCCAAGAAGAAUUAGAUGAAAGUGUAAAUCUGGCAAGACAAGCAAUUGAUCAAGAUCCACUUGAAAAACAGGAUGAGCAACAGACACAUGUACAUUAUAGCUCUGAUCAAGUGAAAAACUGCGGAAAAACAGUUUCAAACAAACAAGUGGCCCAGUCCACAGUUUUGCCAACUUCAGACAAUAGUCUCCACUCAAACUUUUGCCUGGAUCAUGUCACAGAAACAAAAGGUUCCAAAGAGAGCACUCAGGAUCUAAAGAAACAACAGUUUGGUUCUGAAGCAGAAUCCAAAAAGGAAUUCCUAAACAAGGCAGCAGAUUUUAUUGAGGAGCUUUCUUCACUUUUCAAAGCACAUAAUUCUAAAAGAAUAAGACCUAAAACAUGCAAAAACUACAGGAGCAAACUUGAAUCUAAAAUUAAGGCUGCUCAAGAAGGUAGCCCUAGUUUCCCAAAGCUGUCAGAAAAGAGAGAACGACCUUCUAUUCCAGUACCUCAAGACUUGGAUAAUAAAGCAGAGCAUAUACUUGAAAAAACAAAUGAUCUACAGGAGGCAAACUUGGAAGCUAUAAAUCAAUUAGAAAGUACAGAAUUAACAACAGAGACAGCACCCACAUCUUUAUAUUUUGAGGAGCCUAUCGGACAGCCACCACACUUUACACAAAAACUGAAAAGCAGAGAAGUUCCUGAAGGAACCAAAGUGCAGUUGGACUGCAUUGUGGUAGGAAUUCCAGCACCUGAAGUCAGGUGGUACUGUGAAGGAAAGGAGCUUGAAAACUCACCAGACAUUCACAUUAUCCAGUCAGGAGAUCUGCACUCAUUGAUUAUAGUUGAAGCUUUUGAAGAAGACACUGGACGUUAUUCUUGCUUUGCUUCAAACAUCUAUGGGACAGACUCAACUUCUGCAGAGAUAUACAUAGAAGGUGCCUCCUCUUCUGAAUCUGAAGGUGAAAUUAGCACAGAAGAAAUGGAUCAAGUCCAAAAACCAACUGACGUCUCUUUGAAUGCACCAUCUCCUGCUACUAACACUACAACCACUCAUCAAGAGACACCAAAGGUGCCAUCUACUGUGGGUCAGCCAGUUUAUCAGAGUCAAAGCCCCACUAAUUAUUUGCAAGGAUUGGAUGGAAGACCCUUAAUAGCUGCUCCUGUGUUUACAAAGAUGCUACAGGAUAUUUCAGCUUCUGAGGGUCAGCUGGUUGUCUUUGAGUGCAGGGUGAAAGGAGCUCCUUCUCCAAAGGUUGAAUGGUACAGAGAAGGGACAUUAAUACAAGAUUCUCCAGAUUUUAGAAUAUUACAAAAAAAACCUCGAUCUAUGACUGAGCCAGAGGAGAUCUGCACUUUGGUAAUUGCUGAGGUGUUUUCAGAAGACUCUGGGAGUUUCACAUGUACUGCAAGCAAUAAAUAUGGCACUGUCUCUAGCAUCGCUUGUCUAACUGUUAAAGGGCCUGAGGACCAUAGCAAUACUGCUGCCCUUCAUACAAUGAGCUCAAUCAACUUAAUUGCUGCUGAACAACAUCCUACCCCACUCAUCCCUUCACUUCCAGUGGUGGAUCAGCCCCCAAAACCUAAAUUAGAAGGGGUCCUUGUGAACCACAAUGAACCCAGGUCAAGUUCUAAGAUAGGCCUCCGGGUGCACUUUAAACUGCCUGAAGAUGAUAAAGGAAGUGAAACAUCAUCAGAAGAUGGAGUAUCUGCAAACCAGGUUAGACCACACUACUUCCAGGAGAGGAUUAAUGGACAGACAAUGAAAAUACCAGAGCCAACUUCACCUACAAAAGAGCCCCCUCCAGUACUGGCCAAACCAAAACUAGAUCCCACCCAGUUACAACAGCUCCACAACCAGGUCUUGCUUGAACAGCAGCAUCUACAGCAGCCAUCUCCCCCAUCUCCAAGAGAACUGCCAUUCAACACAGGUAUAUUGAACUCCGCUACUUCAUUCAACCAGCAGUCUACAUCAACUAUAUACAAGCAGGCCAAAGUCUCUCCUUCACAGACAUUCAGCUAUACCCGACCGAAACAGUUCCUUGUGUCCCAGAACACCACACCACCUAUCAACUCCCCUUCCAGCUCCCCAGUGCCUACAUUCAGCAGCGUACCUCAAGGAACCCAAAGAACAAUGAACAAGGAAAAUUUCGUAGGAUCUCCUCCACCAAUCCAGACAAGGUCUCCGGGAGGGUUUACAAGCCAAAGUGAGCAGCCUCUAGCAAGUCCCAAAGAAUCAGUGUUGCCUCCACUAUUGCUUUCUAUAUCUAGCCUGAACCAAUUUCAGCCCCACAGCGUACUUCCUACUCCUGUCUCUCCAAUCAGCCGGAUUCAGAACCCAGUAGCCUUUCUCAGUUCUGUUCUUCCUUCACUUCCUUCUAUACCACCAACCAAUGCUAUGGGUCUGCCUAGAAGCGCACCAGCUGCAGCAUCCCAUGGACUAAUGAAGAAAAAUCUAAAGCCCCUGCAAUUAGCAACGGAUGAUUAUAUUCACAACAAUAAAGUUGCAGUUGUAAGGGACCUGCAGAGAAAAAUGCAUUUCAAAGAGGAUGUCCGUCGACAUGGUAGUCAGCAGGAAUACAAGAUUUCAAGCUUUGAACAGAGGUUGAUGAAUGAAAUAGAGUUUCGCCUGGAACGCACCCCAGUGGAUGAAUCAGAUGAUGAAAUCCAACAUGAUGAAAUACCUACAGGCAAGUGCAUAGCACCCAUCUUUGACAAGAGACUCAAGCAUUUUCGGGUCAUGGAAGGAUCUCCUGUUACAUUCACCUGCAAAAUUGUUGGAAUACCCAUACCCAAAGUAUAUUGGUUCAAGGAUGGCAAGCAGAUUUCAAAGAAAAAUGAACAUUGCAAAAUGAAGAGAGAGGGAGAUGGAACAUGUUCUCUACACAUUGAAGCUACUACUAAUGAUGAUGAUGGAAACUAUACAAUAAUGGCUGCAAAUCCUCAAGGGAGAAUCAGUUGUUCUGGCCACUUGAUGGUUCAGACUGUUCCCAUGCAUGGCCGAUUAACAACUACUCAGUCGCACAGAGCAAGGUCCCGUGUGCAAGAAGGAGAUAAAGAACCACUACAAGAACGCUUUUUCCGGCCAUAUUUUCUGCAGGCACCUGGAGACAUGGUAGCUCAUGAGGGGCGACUUUGUAGACUGGACUGUAAGGUGAGUGGGUUACCAACUCCAGACCUGAUGUGGCUUCUGAAUGGCAAACCUGUAUUACCAGAUAGCACUCACAAGAUGUUGGUCAGAGAGACCGGUGUUCACUCUUUGCUUAUUGAUCCUCUCACACAAAAUGAUGCUGGAACUUAUACUUGCAUUGCAACCAACAAAACAGGACAAAAUUCAUUUAGCCUGGAGCUCAGUGUUGUAGCAAAGGAAGUCAAAAAAGCCCCAGCAUUCCUGGAGAAGUUACAGAAUUGUGGCGUGCCUGAAGGGCACCCAGUCAGAUUAGAAGGCAGAGUGAUUGGAAUGCCACCACCAAUAUUCUACUGGAAGAAAGACAAUGAAACCAUCCCUGCAAACAGAGAAAGGAUGAGCAUGCAUCAAGACACAACAGGAUACGUAUGCCUUUUGAUUCAACCUGCCAAGAAAGUAGAUGCUGGUUGGUACACUCUGUCCGCGAAAAAUGAAGCUGGUAUUGUUUCAUGCACUGCUAGACUUGAUAUAUAUGCCCAAUGGCACCAACAGAUUCCACUACCAAUAAAGUUUCGACCUAGUGGUGGCCGGUAUGCAAACCUCACUGGUCAAGGACUCGACAUUUUUUCUGCCUUUUCAGCUGUUGAAAGUCCAAAGUUGUUUUCAUCCUCAUCCCAGAGCGUGGUGGAAAGUGAAGAACUUUAA
This is a messenger RNA of Emys orbicularis (European pond turtle), 4014 nucleotides long. RefSeq names its product myopalladin (gene MYPN). The transcript has 19 exons. Gene Ontology annotation, molecular function: protein kinase activity. Bases 1 to 4014 code for a protein of 1337 amino acids. The record is from RefSeq and is a predicted model, not a curated record. Lineage: Eukaryota; Metazoa; Chordata; Testudines; Emydidae.